Messenger RNA from Eurytemora carolleeae, 1764 nucleotides. RefSeq lists its product as uncharacterized. NCBI's taxonomy places the organism in Eukaryota, Metazoa, Arthropoda, Copepoda, Calanoida, Temoridae. The transcript has 2 exons. The coding region runs from base 1 to 1764 and encodes 587 amino acids. The record is from RefSeq and is a predicted model, not a curated record.
AUGAGGAAGGUGCACAAGGAUCUGGUGGAGAAGGGUUUCAUGAUCAAGCUGGAUGACAUGCCUGAGGACAAGAAAGGGUUAAUAAUGAAUGCUGAGUUCAAACACUUCAAUCCUUGGAGGUUGGUGAUGAAGAUGGACUCAGUUACAACGCCUGUGAGGAUGGUGGUCGACCCCUCCAUGACCAGGAUGAACAAGAUAUUGGCAAAAGGAGAGAACAGAAUUGGCCUGAUUUUCAUAAUGGUAAGGUGUAGAUGUACAGAAUUUAUCUGGAGCUCAGAUAUCAGCAAGCUGUACAAUCAACUGUACAUGGAUGAUCCAUCACUACCAUUCUCCUUAUUCCUGUACAGGGAAGAAUUGGAUAAGGAAAAGGAACCAGAGGUCUGGGUCAUGGUCCGAGCAUGGUACGGUAUAGUUAGUACUGGAGGUCAAGCAGGUUUUGCGCUGGAUAAACUGACGGAGAUGCUAGCAGAGAAAUAUCCAGGAGCCUAUAAGAGCUUGAGAGAGGAUAGGUACGUGGAUGAUAUUCUAUCUGGAGAGGAUUCCAAGCAGAGAAGGGAAGAACAGAUUGAAGCAGUGCAGGAAGUUCUGAAGAGAGGAGGUUUUUCUUUAAAAUUUAUCGCAAGGAGCGGAGAAAAACCAUCUGAGAAAGCAAGCACGGAUGGAGAAACCAUGAAACUACUAGGAUAUAAGUGGGACCCGGAGAAGGAUGAGCUAUCACCAGGGAUAGGAGAACUGAAUUUGAACAAGAAACUUAGAGGAGAACGUAAACCAAACCUAGAACCAGUCAAGACCAGAUUAGAUGCAGAGAAGUUACUGAGUGGAGUCAAAUUAACCAGGAGCCUGAUAGUUGGAAAAAUAUCAGAGUUAUUUGAUCCUUGUGGUUUUUUUGAGCCAAUAAAACUCCAAAUGAAGCUGCAAACUCCAAAUGAAGCUGCAAACAAGUUCAUUGAAAGGGUGGAAACCAGCCCAGGCAUGUGGUCGUGCUCUCUCCUAGCCGCUAAAUCAAAGCUGAUGAAGGAAACCAUCCCCAGGAACGAGUUAUCAGCGAUACUACUGUGCACAGAAUUGGCUUUUAUGGUUAAAUCUUCCUUGGGAUCAGAGGUAGAAGAGGUGAUUUACUUAACUGAUUCAACAAUUGCCCUGAGUUGGUGCAGUAGCGAAACCAUCAAGUUGAGGUUAUUUGUGUACAAUAGAGUCAUGACAAUCUUACGAUUGUUAGAAUGGACUACUGGAACAAUGGAGGAAGUUUUAUUUCACAUAGAUGGGUCUCAGAAUUUGGCGGAUUUACUGACAAAGGAGCACGAUAUAGGGAUAGAAACAGUUUCCAAAGGAUCGUGCUGGAUUGAAGGAUUGCCUUGGAUGAAGAAGGACAAAAAGGAGAUGCCCAUAACUUCGUACAAGGAAUUCAAACUGGACAAGAAGACAGCGGAUAAUGUUCAGCAAGAGUGUUUUCCAGACUCAUUUUUGAAGGAAUUUUCUACAAACUCGGAAGAAGUCCAGGAAGAACUCCUAGAUGGUGAUGAACCUCCUCUUGCUCUUGCAGCUUUGGCGGCCAGGGCGGGGAGGGGUGUAGCAGGGCUACUAGUGGAUCCUGUAUUUCACGGUUGGAUAAAAGCUCUGAGGAUAACAGGAUAUAUGCAAGGAUGGAAAACCAGCUAUCUCCGCAGUAAACAUUUAAUUCAAGAUGAAGUGUGCAGGAUUUGUGUACUGGGAGAUCAUAGAUGGGACCCGAGGAAUGAAACUGAGAAAGCAGAGGUUCUUUAG